AGGCCCCCACAUUUCAACACGGCAGCGCGUGACGUACCAAUGAGAUCACUCGGGCUGAUGACGAGUUCGUUACAACGCGCAGCCAAGAUGGAGGACGGAAUCUAGAUGCGGGGGACCCCUCCCCACCCGAUUUUUUCCCGGACAAAAACAGGGCGUGUUCCAUGGCGGACUAUAGCAUGUAUAUACAUUUCUACAAGCAGGAACAGUGUGUCACGGUCGCGAAAAGUGGGCAACGCUUUGCCGACGGAGUCAUGCAAAAUGGGGACUAUUGCGUUGGAUUUGAGGGAAUCGCGCCGCCAUCAUCAGACCAGCUGUAUCCUGAAGUACCGGAACCCUCACCGGCCGGAACUCCGGGGGAGGUCCCGCAACCUGCCACGCCUAACGAUGUACAGGUGGACAUUCCCGCGUAUAACCCAAACGAUGACCCCGGAGCGAGCCCGGUACCGAUGCGUAAAAAGAGUGUUCGGUUUUCGGAAUCUGAGGAUGCAGAGAUGAGGGACAACGAUUCUCCCAACUUAAAUAUCCCGGACGAUAGCGCCGAACGGCUUUCGGACACUAGCACUGCUGGAGAUGACCAAUCAGAACGAAAGUUGCUGGCUGGUCAAAAGGUCAGUGAGGACACAGAGGGACAAAACGGGCGCGGGAGAAAGCCGUCGUCAGAUAUGGUUGCUCCCGGUGGCGUUGGGUCAGAUCCUGCCGGAAAUGGCUUGUAUAAGCAAAACAAGGACACCCUGUUCUUCCGAGACAACAAGAGGAGGAUCGACUACGUUCUGGCGUACGAGAAAAACGAUGACUCGAAGAGCGAAGAGAAGAAGCAGCAGAAGCGCGAGUGUUACGAGGAGAACCUGAGAUACGAGGGGCUGGAACUGGAGUAUGAGGACAGGGAGCUGUCACAAGAUGGGAAGACCUUCUAUGUGAAGAUCCAUGCACCGUUUGAUGUACUGUGCAAGUAUGCUGAGCUUCUCUGCAUCAAAAUGCCCAUUGCUUAUAACGACCUGGAAGAAGAAGACGAUGGGAGGCAGUGCCCAAACCCCAUGAGACUGGAGAUAGAAGAAGACGAUGACAGAGAUGUCUUCACUGCACCCUUCAUGCGCAACCGGAUGAAAAAGUUCAUGAUCCCUCAGAAGAAAGAAGAGUUUUUCCACCAUGCAGUCCGCAGCAGAAUUGUGUACACCAUCUUGGAACGCUGUCGCUACGAGGACGACAAAAGGAAGAUUGGCAUCAAGAAGAUGCUGAACAACGGGUCCUACUCCGCAGCCUACCCUCUUCAUGAUGGACCGUACAAGAGCGAGCACUCCAAGCUGACCCACGGGUACAAGAACGACCGGCACCUCCUGUUCGAGGAGUGGGCGCGACUCGGCAAGUGGUACAAGUACCAACCAUUGGACAAGAUCAGAGAUUAUUUCGGAAGCCAGAUAGGUAUCUACUUUGUGUGGUUGGGCCACUAUACCACCAUGCUCUGGCUGCCGUCCUUAUUGGGAAUAGCAGUUAUCUUUUACGGACUCGGAACGGUUGUGACCGAAAAAGUCAGCCAAGAGAUCUGUGGCUCCAACAUCACCAUGUGUCCGCUGUGCGACCAGAGGUGCAAGUACUGGCCUCUAGACAACCAGUGUAGAUACUCACAGGCUUCACACGUGAUAGACAAUCCAGCAACCGUGUUCUUUGCAAUCUUCAUGGCUCUGUGGGCCACCAUGUUCCUGGAGUUUUGGAAGAGGAAACAAGCUGUCAUCUCGUAUGACUGGGACCUGGUGGGCUUCGAGGACGAAGAGGAGAGACCUCGGCCAGAGUUUGAGUCCAAAGUUUCCACUCACCGGAUCAACCCUGUCAACAAGCUUGAAGAGGCUUUCCUGCCAUUCUACAAUAAAGUACCAAGACUCAUUUGGGCUGGGCUGGUGGUUCUCUUCAUGGUCACGCUGGUUCUGGCGGCUGUGUUCGCCGUGAUCGUGUACCGUAUCGUCAUCGUGGUGGUGUUCUACAGAUCGGACCUGGGGCUCAUCUCGGAGCGCGCCAAACUCGCCACCUCGGCCACCGCUGCCCUUCUGAACUUGGUCGCCAUCAUGAUUCUCAACAAGAUGUACGAACGUGUCUGUUACUGGCUGACGGACAUGGAGCUCCCGCGUACGCAGACGGAAUACGAGGACAGCUUCACCUUCAAGAUGUUCCUCUUCCAGUCCGUCAACUACUACGCUUCUAUCUUCUACAUAGCUUUCUUCAAGGGAAGUUUUGUAGGAAGACCAGGAGACUACAACUACUUCCUGAACGAGUACAGACCCGACGAAUGUGAUGUUGGAGGCUGCCUGAUCGACUUGUGUCUCCAGCUGGCCAUUAUCAUGGUGGGCAAGCAGGCCUACAACAACUUCAUGGAGCUCAUCUUCCCGAAGCUGAAGAACUGGUGGUCUCGGCGCGGGAACGUAGACCAGGAUGCGGUACCCUCGCAGGCGUACACGCGCUGGGAACAGGACUGCGAUCUCGUCCCCGUCCCCAUCAUGGCGCUAUUCCCGGAGUACUUGGAAAUGGUUAUCCAGUUUGGCUUUGUCACGCUGUUUGUGGCAGCAUUCCCUCUGGCACCGCUCUUCGCUCUGAUCAACAACAUCCUGGAGAUUCGCCUGGACGCGUACAAGUUCGUCACGCAGUAUCGCCGACCAAUGGCUGCCCGCGCUCAGGACAUCGGCGUCUGGUACAAUAUCCUCGACGUCCUGGCAAAAAUCGCUGUCGUCUCCAAUGCUUUUGUGAUUGGCUACACAUCCAACUUCAUCCCUCGGCUGGUGUACCUGUACGGUUACAGCCCGGAGCCGGGCGUGUCCAUGCGUGGUUACGUGGAGGAUUCGCUGGCGUACUUCAACGUUAGCGACUUCCAGACACUCAGCAUACCGGACGACAAGAUCGGUCCUGACGGGAACAACGUUACCAUCUGCAGGUACCAAGCCUACCGUCACCCCCCAGGCCACCCGAACGAGUACGAGUACACCCUGCACUUCUGGCACACCUUUGCUGCCAGAUUUGUCUUCAUCGUGCUGUUUGAGCACAUUGUGUUCCUGAUUAAGAACAUCCUGGCCUACCUGAUCCCUGACGUCCCCCACGACCUCCACGACCUCAUCAAGCGCGAGCAGUACCUCACCACGGAGAUGUUCUUCAGUAAUGAGAAGGACCUCCAGCAAAGCAUGGACCAGCUACAUCACGACACGGACGGUACGCGCCAUCGACAUGCCCACCACCACGAAUAACCCAAAAUUCAACCCCAAACACCCCUGUUCAUGAAGUGAACCAACCCUCAACCACAGGCAGUCUGGUUGAUGUAGCAGCCUGAUCUAUUUGUAAAUAGGGGUGGUCAGGGUUGAUGAGGAACGUUCUUUAAUAAUUACUACCUUGAACACCCCUACUUUUAGAGUCAAACUGUCCUCUGCUGCGUCAUUGCCUUUUGAAGUGGACAUUAACAUUUUACAUUGGGGGUGGACAAUGUUGUCAUUCAAAAAAAGGCUAGAAAAUCUGCUGAUCUUAGAAUCAAAUUUUAUCAAAGAGAAAAGACUACAUGAAAUUGAUAUAAGACGGACUGCAUAAUUUGUAACAUAAAGAUUGAAGAUAUUAUAAUUGAAAAGUGGAAGUUGAAGUAUGACAGUUGUGGAAAAAUGAACUCUAACUACAGUGAUAUUUAAUUGUGACCAUUUUGUAGGAAUGUUAACAAUUAUACUUUGAGUUACAUGUAAGUUGUUUAACACAUAGUAAGUGACUUUUUUAUCCAAAACAGCCAAAUUCUAUAUGACACUUCAGAUUGCUCCAAUAAUCAGAAUAGUCAGUCCCCACUAAACUGUUAGAAGAUUAUGUGUUUCGGGAAUCAAAUUAUAUCUAUAUCAGAAGCAGUUUAAUGGGGGUCAAUCUUUCAAAUGCUGUUUCAAAAUCUACUAUGCUGUUAUGAGGACCAUGUGAUAUAGAGCCAAUCAGAACUCUUGCAAAUAUUUUAGUCGAAUAAUGUGCUUUUCUACUAUCAGACUCCAGACUAUGGUAAAAGGAGAGAUGUUCACAGUGGUUUUGUGUCGCAAUUGUCGUAGUCUUCACCUAAAACCAAAAGGAAAAAAUAUUGUAGUGUCUUUUCUGUUACCCUAAUGUCUCUAUCGUGAACUUAGAAACACAGGGAAAAUUAAAUUCAUGUGACUGUGCAUUUCCCAUUUUCUGGGAAAUAAUAAAAGGAGGGAGUGAAUAGAUAAAGGGCUACUAAUGUAGCAGGGACGGAAAAAAUCCAAACUGUUGAGGUGUUGUGACAAAAAAAUAUUCAGUCAUGUUCCUCAGCAAAGAACAUCUGGUAAAAAUGUAAUAUAAUUGUAUCUAAGGCUUUCAUUACAAUUGCUUAAAACAAAGAGUAAUUGUUAAAAGUGGAAAAAAGUGCAUUAUACCAGGGCGUAGAGCUUCAAGGAUUUACAGUGACACUUGUCUGCCGUUAUUUUAUCUUAAGGUUAUAAAGAGAGUUUUGGAGACUGAGGAAUACUUUUAAGUUUUAGUUUGGUAAAAUAAUAGUACACAAUAUUUUAAGUGUAAUGGCUUGACAAUCUAUAUGUAUUAUAUUGACUGUACUGCAAUCUGAGAAGUAGAAAUUGUGAGCUCAUAUUCAAAUAAUUUUAAACUAAUGCUUUAAUUCUAUGAACUGGAAUAAACUUUGAGAUAGCUGCAUAUUUGAUUCAAAAUAAAUGUUAUACCAAACUCUA
This is a messenger RNA of Branchiostoma floridae (Florida lancelet), 4697 nucleotides long. Its product is annotated as anoctamin-4-like. The transcript is spliced from 26 exons. Lineage: Eukaryota; Metazoa; Chordata; Leptocardii; Amphioxiformes; Branchiostomatidae. The record is from RefSeq and is a predicted model, not a curated record. Gene Ontology annotation, molecular function: protein dimerization activity; chloride channel activity. Gene Ontology annotation, biological process: chloride transmembrane transport. Bases 162 to 3224 code for a protein of 1020 amino acids. Gene Ontology annotation, cellular component: plasma membrane.